This is a messenger RNA of Staurois parvus, 468 nucleotides long. Lineage: Eukaryota; Metazoa; Chordata; Amphibia; Anura; Ranidae. The record is from the annotation of a GenBank genome assembly.
GCGGGCACCGAGUCGUCUGGCAAGACUGCGGGCACCGAGUCAUCUGGCAAGACUGCGGGCACCGAGUCGUCUGGCGGAACAGCGGGCAUCGAGUCAACUGGCGGAACAGCGGGCACUGAGUCGUCUGGCAAGACUGCGGGCACCGAGUCGUCUGGCAAGACUGCGGGCACCGAGUCGUCUGGCAAGACUGCGGGCACCGAGUCGUCUGGCAAGACUGCGGCACCGAGUCGUCUGGCAAGACUGUGGGCACCGAGUCGUCUGGCAUUGGAUCGUCUGGCUCGACAGCGGGCAUCGGGUCACCAGGCAUCAGGUCAUUUGGCUUGCCAGCGGGCACCGCGUCAUCUGGCAAGGCAGUGGGCACCGAGUCACCAGGUACGACAGCGGGCUCUGAGUCAAUUGGCACGACAGCGGGCACCGGAUCAGGUACCGGAUCAUCUGGAUUGCAACAGCGGGCAUCGAGUCAACUGG